Drosophila suzukii is the source of this 1854-nucleotide messenger RNA. The record is from RefSeq and is a predicted model, not a curated record. NCBI's taxonomy places the organism in Eukaryota, Metazoa, Arthropoda, Insecta, Diptera, Drosophilidae.
GCCAUCCCAAAUGCAAUUUUCCGCACGGCCCUCGAAAUGUAUAAACAAAUGUAUAAAUGCAUGUGUUUUUGGCGAGCUUGUAACUUUUAGCAAGCGACGCGCGGGGCGACCACAUCGCAAACAAAGCCCGUGAAUUCGAAUUCCGCGGGGCCAAGUGUAUAUUUAACUUUCGGCAGAGCCCAGGCGAAAUAAAAGUGAAUCCGAGCCGUAACUGCGGAGUAAAAACAAAACGGGUGCCAAUGAUCGCUACUACGCAAUAGAAAAGUAAUUUACCAAACAAUUUCGGCCACCGCACAAAAGCCCAUUGAAACAAAACCGAAAGUUUUGGUUUUAUUCGCCACCAUAAAAUUGAUAAGAGCACGUUAACCUGUGGCAAACCAAAAUACGUUGACUCAAGACCAUCGUACACCGCACAUAUUCCUUCGAAAGUCAUUGGACAUGAACAGGCGGUAGUGACUGAAGAAUAUAUCCUUAGUUCCAGCACAAAACAGCUCAUUCACAGCAGCAGUAAGGCAGCCUAAAAUGACCAACCACAGCAGUUUCUUCGAUGAACACUUCGCCAUGAUAUACUCCAACAUGAUGGAUAACUACGUGCCUGAGUACUUCAAGAGCUUCGAGUACACACCAUGGGUUUUCUCUCUGCUGGGAUCGGUGGUCAUCGGGUUGAGUGGCAUAUUCCCACUGAUCAUCAUUCCCACGGAGGAGAAAAUGGCUAAAGAGGGAUACAAAGAUCGUAACUGCGAAUCAAAACUCCUGCGAGUGCUCCUGAGCUUCGCAGUCGGUGGUCUUCUGGGCGAUGUAUUCCUUCACUUACUGCCAGAAGCCUGGGAAGGCGAUAAUCAAGAUCCCUCUAGUCAUCCAUCGCUGCGGUCGGGUCUUUGGGUCCUUUCCGGCAUACUCAUCUUCACAAUUGUGGAGAAAAUAUUUUCCGGAUAUGCCAGCGCAGACGAGGAGAAUCCGCAGCCCAAGUGCGUGGAGAUAGCCAACUGCCUGUUGCGACGACAUGGAGGACAAUUGCCAGAGGGCGAGACCUCCGAGAGUUGUGGAGGCGCCUGCGACAUCGAGGACGUGGAUAAAGUUUGUUUCCUCCGCGAACGGGAACUGAAGUCGAAGGAGAAGAAGGAUCAGCCCAGGAAGGUGGCUGGGUAUCUGAACCUCUUGGCCAACUCAAUUGAUAAUUUCACACAUGGUCUGGCCGUGGCUGGAUCCUUUUUGGUCUCCUUCAGGCAUGGAAUCCUGGCCACGUUUGCCAUAUUGUUACAUGAAAUUCCGCACGGUGGGGACUUCGCCAUCCUGCUUCGAUCCGGCUUCAGUCGCUGGGAUGCCGCGCGUGCGCAGCUUCUGACGGCGGGAGCUGGCCUCCUCGGCGCUCUGGUGGCCAUCGGCGGCUCCGGCGUAACGUCGGCCAUGGAGGCACGUACUUCGUGGAUUAUGCCGUUCACUGCCGGCGGCUUUUUGCACAUUGCUCUGGUCACAGUAUUACCUGAUCUCUUGAAGGAGGAGGAGCGAAUGGAGUCCGUUAAGCAGCUGCUAGCACUGAUAUUUGGCAUUGCGUUAAUGGCCGUGAUGACCAUGCUAUUCGAACAUUAGGAACUUUAGAUGACAGCAGUAUAAGAUGAAAAAUUUAACCAGAAAAACAGUUUUAGUGCGCGCUAAGAUUGUAGUUGGCAGUUUCAAAUUUACAUGAAUUUGUUGUACUUUAUGGGAUUAACCACAAUCCUGCCUGCGUUAUGUAAUUAUAGCCAAUAUGAAUGAUAUUUAAACUAUUGUUAAUGAUAACGUAUUACUGUAUCAUACUUAUGAAACGAAAUUCAAUAGACAUUUAAGGGAGAGUCGUUGGCUCUCCACUAUCCA